Astrephomene gubernaculifera is the source of this 3213-nucleotide messenger RNA. The record is from the annotation of a GenBank genome assembly. Lineage: Eukaryota; Viridiplantae; Chlorophyta; Chlorophyceae; Chlamydomonadales; Astrephomenaceae.
GGCUUAUGUUCUGCGCUCAACAUCGGCCAUCUCCGUUUGCAGACAUGAUCUGACAAUGAACGACCAUUCUUAGCUUUCGCAGCCUGUUGUCGCUGGGAAUGGAUGAAACGGAGAACGAAAGGCAGGUUUUGUUGAGGAGUCCUUUUGACGUACGUGCACUAUAUUCUCACGUACUACCGGGGCGAGCGCGGCUGCCAGAGCAACCGUCGGAUGAUACCGUUUUCUCAGUUCCUUGCUCACGCCGGCUGCUUCAGCGAAACCUUCUCUAUCGGCAAGUGCCUCCCGAGCAGCACCUACCCGAAACAGCCCCAGCGGAGCUUGAUGACUCAGCUGGGCGAGCUCAGCAUCGCUGUCGCGUGCACGUUCGGCCACUCCGGAUCGAACAUUCCUCAUCUUCAUCCUCGUCCUGGAACAACCGGCAGCACCAACAGCAACAGGCGCAAUGGCAGGAGGGGCAGCAACAACCACAGCACAGGCAGCAGCAGCAGCAGGCUGAAAGAAGGCGGGUGGCUGGGGAUGAAGAAAGGGAGGCCACGCCUGCGAUGAGGCGUGCGGCGGCGGCAGGGGGAAACCAGGAAAAGGAGGGACCGCAGGAGGGGGAGCGGGCAAUGCAGCAGCAGGAGGAGGGGGGGGAGCGGGAGUGGAAGUACCUGGUUGCUGCCUUGUGUGUGGAGCCGUACGCCUGGCCGGGCACCUUCUUUCCCCUCCCGGAUUGCGCCUGGCUGCUAGCACUUCCGCCAACCGACCCGCAACCCCCAACGCCGGAGCAACAACCGCCCCAACCGGAGGAUCAACCACCGCGCCGCAACCCUCCACCUGCAGACCAUUGCCCAGCAGCAGCGUCAGGGGCAGUGGCGGCAGCAACGGCGGGGCGCGAAGGUUCGGGACCCGUGGGUCACGGAGUGGCUGCUGACCGGGGGUUAGCAGCUGCGCCCGCCGGGCCGGCGCAUGCGGCGCUGCCGAAUGGCGCCGUUGGGGCCGGCGACGGCGUCGUCGGCAGCCGGCGAAGUCGACCCGGCGUUCAUGCAGCGACGGUGGCAGAGGCGACGGCGGCAGCGAUAGCACGGGGAUGGAAGCCGUGGCCUCUGGACCGAAGACCCUUUCGCCGCUUUAUUGGUUGGAAUGUACGGCGGAGCGGCUGGUACGGCUGUGGAGUAGGCUGGUACGACAAUGCACCUGACGCCGGCGGCGGAGGCGGCGGAUGCGGAGGCGGUGUGGGGGAGGUAUUCUACGGCGGCGGCGGCGGCGAGUGUGGCGGGCGGAGUGAGAUGGGGCUGAUGGUUUCGGAGAAGGACGAAGUGCCCAACCUCCGGCUGCUCCUCUUAUACACGGACCAAUGGAGCGACCACGUCUUCGGAACCUUCCCGCUCCAUACCCCGGUAUGGGCUGCCGUACUCGCACCCGCCGCCACACAGUCGGAGGCCGAGCAGGCGGAGGAGCAGGGCUGGCGGCCGCUGCCGGCGAGGUUGGACGCCGGACCCACGGGUCAGUCGGGGCCCUUGGGUCGGCCGCAUGUGGUAAUGCAGCCGAGAGGAAGGGCAGCAGCAGGCGCGACGGCUGGGGAUGAGGUUGCUGCUGGGGCGGAAGCGGAGGUCAUGUGGCCUGUGCAGUUCGGAGAUCUGGAGAUCUUGGCGAGCCCCUCGACGAGUCACAACCUGCAGCGGCUGCGUGUGCGGCUGUCCCGCUGCGCAGUGGGGCUCACGGAGGUGUGCGACACCUCCAACCCGCUGGCAUACCCGGAUGUGGAGGCGAAGCAGAUCCGGGUGCUCCAGCUGUCACCGCACUCGCGUUCUGGAGGCGACGGCGGCGGCGGUGCUGGUAGCUCGGCAGCGGGUGCCGCUGCUGGAGGUGGCGGGACUGGGGGCACUGAAGCCGGGGACGUUACAGUGGAUCUGGAGGUUGGCGGUUGGUCGUUAAAGGAGGUGCUACCGGUACAGAGGCCGCAGACACAGUUGGAACCGGAAGACGGCGGCACGACGGGGGAGGCUGCUGCUGCGGGGAAGGCGGAUGACGACCAAAAGCAGCAGCGGCAACGACGGCAGCAGCGGCAGCGGCGGUUCCUUCGGAGGAUGCAGCAGCAGCGGCGGCGGCGGUUGCUUUGUGCUCCGGGGGAGGACCUGGAUGCGGAUGUGAUAGCUUCGGGUGCUCCGCGGGUGGUGGAGUGGAUGUGGCACGACUCGCUGUCGCCAAAGCCCAGGAACGCCGCCGCCGACACCGCCGACGGUGUCGUCGCCGCCGACGCCGCCGACGGCGACAACAUCACGUACGUUCGAAACCUGGAUGGGCACUUGAUGGGCCUAGGCAGGCCGCUGGAGCGAGAGGCAGUGGACGACCUGUACUGCAUGAUCUGCGAGGAUCAGCACUUGUACGACAAUCUUGCCUGCCUCAUGGCGCAUGUACGAGCAUGUCACAGUGAGCUCGAUGUCGUACUGUCGUACAACGGACUCCCGCAACCAACCGCUGGUGGCGGUGGCGGCGGCCAGACCGGCUUUCCGGCCCCCUGGGCGGAUGAAGAGGAGGGAUCCCAGGAGUCGCGCACGCAGCGAGAUGGUGACCCAGAUCAAGAUUACCAUCCCAUUGCCGUACUUCAUGUGUCGAAGGCGCCUGGUGCUGUAGAUUGGGGCGCAUUGGUGCGGUCCCAUGGGGCCGCAGCGGCUGGGGAGGAUGGGAGCGAGGAGGAGGAAGAGCUUGACGUGGAGCCUUACGCAAGGCCGAAUUGGGCUUUCUUCAGUGGAAAGUGGUGGCGCGGAUUGCAGUUGACGUUGCGGGGGCGCUUCAGGGCUUGCCUGCUGGGUGCAGGUGCUGCAUGCGGCCCGGGCUCCGUGACAGCGGCAGCGGAGGCGGGACCAAGUACGGCACCGCUGGCGGCGGCGGCGGAGGCAGGGCCCAGCACGACAGCACCCUUGGUGGCGGCGGAGGCGGGUAGGAAGGGAGGCAGCGAGGUGGAGGCGGCCCUACGUCGUCUCCUGGAGGAUGCUGCCGUACGACAGCGUACGAUAUCCGCUGUACGGCAACAGGCUGCCGCCGCCAGGCCACCGCUGGCGGAGCUCGCCUGUGGCGGCGGUGGCUGCGGGCCCCUGACGGAGGAGGCACCGCAGCGGCGGCGGCUAGCUGCGGGUGCGGUGUGGGAGGCGGCGGCGGCUGCAGGCCGGCAGGUCGUGCGGGAGGCCCGCAGGCGCCUGGGUUCGGAUGUGGGUGGCCAGGUGGCUGCGG